UGAUUAAGUUUUUCAUUCCUACUUCUCCCAACUGCCACGCGCUAUCUUUCUACUCAUACCUUUCUGGGCGUUGCUGCUGUUGUUUCCAUAAUCAACUUGUGUCUAGCUCGAGGACUCGGAAGCUGCCAGUGGUGUGGCUCUCCCGGAAGCCGAGGCUUUGAGGCCUUAAGCGUCCGGCUCGCGUGUGACGGAUCAUCCAUUGCAGGGUUGGUGGCAUUUGUCCUGCCAAUCCCGUCCGUCAUCACCAGAUUAGUAUCACUUGCUAAUGCACGUCAAGUUUCGAUAGUGGCGCCUUCGCAACCGACAGCCUUAUGGAGAGUGUUGAAGAAGAAGAUUCGCGGGCUCGGCGACGCGAGCAAGUCAGAAGGGCUCAAAGGACUCACCGAGAUCGCAAAGCCACAUAUGUCAGAAGUCUGGAGGCAGAAGUUGCAACGUUGCGUACACAAGAGGCGGCGCAUGAUGCAGAGUGCCAAAUGUACCGGCAGGUGAUUCGUCGCUUGCGGGAGUUGAUUAAAUAUCACAACAUCCCUUUGCCUCCUGAUUUGGCAUCGAGCCCGCACGUGUCGAGUCCCCAAGCGACCGUUGAACUGGUGACGCUUUCCGAUCGCUCGCAGACCAUACGCGCGCAACUUCCCGCACCAGGCUACGUCUGCCCACUACCUUCUGAUAUAUCAGGGGCACCUCCUCUUUAUUCCGAGUCCAGCUUCUCAACCAGUGAAAUCCUCCCAGGCACGAGUAUCGGUGACGCUCCCGAUCAAGAGCCCACACCCAUGGCACAUGCCCACGGCCUUUGGACCGCCCAGACCGGAGUCGACUUUGUUCUCGGGCUCGAACAAGUCUGUCUGGAACACCACGCUGUGCAUAGCGUCGACGUCGAAGGAACCGGUCACGAGAUGAUGCUUAUGAGUCCGAUCAUGUCUCGCUCCCCGCCAUUGCAGCAAACAACAGAGCCGGGUUCUGGACUACCGGACGGUGCCAAAUGGAGCGUCCCAGCAGUCGAGUUGGAGCGUCUCCUGGAAUUCGCGGAUCGACUGCGGCUGGACGGAGAGAUCACCCCUGUCGAGGCAUGGCAAAGCAUACGUCAGCACCCCAAUUUUCCGAACUUGACUCGCGAUGGACUGGCAAGUAUGAAAGCCAUGUUGUUUCCCGAGGUCGAAUGCUAUGGGUUUGGAGCCGUCAUUGAUAGAGCCUAUUUCGAUGCGGUCAUGCUGCAGGUGAUGGGGCCCUUCAGACCGUCGCGAUGAGAAAUCAUGUGUCAACGUAUACCCAAGCACGUUUACCUAAGGAUCGGAGGGUUUAUCGAGCCAGAGGGAGUAUGUGCCGGGUGUCGUGCUGGUUGUAGCAAGCGAGUAUAUAAUUCUUGAUUUUAGUGCGGAGCACAAACGAGAACAAGGUCUCUAGUGAAUGUGUCGUUGGCCAGCAAUCGCCUUGCGCUGAGGGGAGUACCGGUACCAAAAGUUAAAGGUGAAUUCAUGCUCAAAAGUUCUUGCCAGGUCAAUCAUUUAGGCUGCUCCUUAGGUGCGGAUAUAGUUUUCCGGGGGGCACUCCCCUAUGCCUGGCGGCCUAUAAAGUGCCGGCUUACGUAAUGAACCCCGACUUAGUCGUUACUUAAUG
Exophiala viscosa is the source of this 1614-nucleotide messenger RNA. RefSeq lists its product as uncharacterized. The record is from RefSeq and is a predicted model, not a curated record. The transcript is spliced from 3 exons. NCBI's taxonomy places the organism in Eukaryota, Fungi, Ascomycota, Eurotiomycetes, Chaetothyriales, Herpotrichiellaceae. Bases 312 to 1244 code for a protein of 310 amino acids. Gene Ontology annotation, cellular component: RNA polymerase II transcription regulator complex. Gene Ontology annotation, molecular function: DNA-binding transcription activator activity, RNA polymerase II-specific; transcription cis-regulatory region binding. Gene Ontology annotation, biological process: regulation of DNA-templated transcription.